This is a messenger RNA of Aspergillus homomorphus CBS 101889, 541 nucleotides long. RefSeq lists its product as uncharacterized. Lineage: Eukaryota; Fungi; Ascomycota; Eurotiomycetes; Eurotiales; Aspergillaceae. The coding region runs from base 93 to 467 and encodes 124 amino acids. The transcript has a single exon. The record is from RefSeq and is a predicted model, not a curated record.
GAAGGCACAGAAGCAGUCAUGUUAUGCUACAACUCAUUAUACUAAGCUAAGAGGCCCAGAUUAGUCAGGAGACAGGAGGCUCAAUUGUCAUAAUGCAAGACGCCGCCACGAAGCAAAUUGACACUGAUCUACUCAAAGAGAUCUCAGGUUUAAGUAUUCAUCCAGAACAUUCCUACACUUUCCCCUGCUUAAGUCAGCUCAAACAACGCGUUCCAACAACAAACCGCACAGCUACGCACUCACUAGAUAACACUGCAAUACCAAUAACUUGCCCCGCCAUGGAAGACCCGCGGCUCGCACUUGGUGUUGUGAGGACAGUUGCACAGCCAAAUCGGCUGGUGGUUCUUGACCUGGUACAGGGACCCCAGGCCUCCGCAUUGAUGUUUCUCGUUGGUCAGGAGAGAGGGCUCGUCAUCCUCGAGGAUCUGGAUCUGCAGGGGGUUGGCGAGGAUGCAGGUGAUGAGUGAGGGGAGAAGAAGGGCAGAGAGUCUCAUUUUGUUUAGGUUUGGUUGGUUUUCGUUGGAAGUGACGCUUGAGAUAA